AUGCCGACGAAGAAGAAGGCUGACGGCCGCAAGCGCGACAAUGAGGCGGACCUCGCUGAGCUCGAAAGUCUCCGGAAGCAAGUUGCUGAACAGAGCAAGGCGCUGAAAGCUGAAGAGGCUCGCAAGGAGGAAGAGACCCAGGGCAAACGUCAGGUCAACAGCCGGCGCCAACGGACACUGGUUCGCUGGGAUGUGGAUACCGACAUUCGGCUUCUGCUGGCCAUCCAGUAUGCCUGCAAUAAAGGCGGCGUCAAGAUUCCAUGGAAGGAUGUCGCGGAAGCGAUGGGAGAAAAGUUCACAGAGGGUGCCAUCGUUCAGCAUUUGUCCAAGCUGCGUACCAAACGGGAUGAGCAGGAUAAACCAAACCCGCCUCCACUGAAGCGUGCAGCAAAUGGCCAUCACAAGAGCGACACAAGCAACAAGAGUGAUGCGUUGACUUCCCCAAAGGAGGACUCUGCGCCAAACACUCGUAGCACCAAGAAGCGGCGCCGUGAUCCAUCCGACGAUGAAUCCGAAGACAGCGUGUACACCCUGAAGAAGAAGCAGCCUGCAAAGAACAAGAAGAAGGACAAGGUCUUCGUUGCUCCCAAGCUGCGCACAAAGCGUGAGGAUACCGACAGCAAUGGCUCCCAGAAGCUGGUGUGUGUUGGAGCGGAAUGGUUGCGUGACUUCGCUGGUGGUGACGAGCAUGAAGUUGACCGUGAGGAUGACGAAGAAUCGGAAGGUUCUGAGACGGACUCAACUGAAAGCAGCCUGGCAACUACUCAAGCGGCUAAGAAAUCAAAGAUGGUGAUACUCAAGGUGGGCAGUGAGCGAUUGGCAAGUCUUGACCGCACCCUUGGGGACUCUGCAACCUUCCGAGACCCUGUUACCCCAACCAGGCAGCCGCGUGCUAUCGCCAACAUGCCACCCCGUCAUCCAUCCUAUUUCCCUUACAUGCAUUCGGAUUCUAUUGCGCCCUUUUCGCCUCUGCCGCCUGCUCCAUUCUCAAACAACUCCGUUUCCAUCCCUUUCCAAUCCAAUGGCCCCAGUCCAUUCGACAUUGUCAACCAGACUCCCGACGCUUUGCUUGGUGCAACCUCCAGCGAUGAACUGAACUCAGUUUAUUCGCAGUUUGAUAUAAAUGCCGAAUUGCAAUUUCCUGGUCAGUAUGGCUACCUGGAAACCAGCAGUUUUGAGAACCAGUUCAUUACAGACAAUGAACUGUUUGUGAGCCUCCCUGACGUAGAGCCUCCUCGUUAUUUGGGCUACGAUGGUGAAGACGUCAAGGAAUUUUAA
Molecule: messenger RNA, 1278 nt
Organism: Penicillium robsamsonii
Lineage: Eukaryota; Fungi; Ascomycota; Eurotiomycetes; Eurotiales; Aspergillaceae
Exons: 2
Coding region: 1-1278 (425 amino acids)
Source: RefSeq, a predicted model, not a curated record